Messenger RNA from Solea solea (common sole), 4142 nucleotides. RefSeq lists its product as uncharacterized. Gene Ontology annotation, biological process: regulation of transcription by RNA polymerase II; protein demethylation. NCBI's taxonomy places the organism in Eukaryota, Metazoa, Chordata, Actinopteri, Pleuronectiformes, Soleidae. Gene Ontology annotation, molecular function: histone demethylase activity; transcription coregulator activity; protein binding. The record is from RefSeq and is a predicted model, not a curated record.
AUGAAGGCUAGUUCAGGUGUGUGGAUGACAGUGAGACAGCCCGUGCUGCCUCACACAGCCGUGUGUUUCGCGUGUGGAGAGGCGGGGAAAGAGGACACUGUGGACUCAGAGGAGGAGAAGUUCAGCCUCUGUCUGAUGGAAUGUACCAUCUGUAAUGAGAUCAUCCACCCGAGCUGUCUGAAGAUGAGUAAAAGUGAAGGAAUCAUCAACGAUGAGAUUCCAAACUGCUGGAGUGUCCAAAAGUGCCACAAGGAGGGGAAGACCAGUAAGGAUCAGACUGAUGGUUUGGGGAAACGCAGACUGGAUAAUGGCGAGGUUGGUCGCUGGAAGCUCACAGAUGACCCGCCCCCUAAAAAGAAAGCCCCUCCCUCCCUGGAGGAGGGGGGAGGGGUGGACGGAGGACACAAGAGGAAGAAGGAGAAGGAGGUGCCUCAGGACAGCGGGCCCAAGAAGAAGAUGAAAGGUGUUCACGAGAAACGUCUGAAAAAGAAACCUAAGCAAGAGGCGUUGGAGUCAAACGGUCCGACUUUGUCCUCUGUAGGCGGAGCUGGAGGACUGCAGGGCUCCUCCUCUUCGUCCUCCUCUCAGCCCGGAGGCAGUGGGGGAGGCGGGGUGGGAGGAGCAGGGGUGGGAGGAGCGUUGGGGAUGCCAAGCGCCGACCAGCGCUCGCAUCACCGUGAGAAACUGGAGCGUUUUAAGAGGAUGUGUCUGCUGGAGCGCCGGCCUUCCUCCUCCUCCUCUUCCUCCUCCAGCUCCGAGUCCGAGUCUGAGUCCGACUCUGAUGACUCCCUGAGGGCGGAGCAGGGGGAUGGCUCCUCCCCCUCUUCCUCCUCCCCUGCUCCGCCUCCCCCUGUCGUCUAUGGCAACAGCAGUGGGAGCCGGGCAGAGAGAGAGAGGAGUCGUAGCGAUCGGGAGAGGGAGAGAGAGCGGGAGAGAGAGCGGCGUCUGGCCGAGCUUGGCUUCAGCGCCAGCGAGGAGUCGGAGGGGGAGGAAGGGAAGGCGGGGGAGGAGGAGGAGCGGGAGGAGGAGACGGUAGGUGGAGGGGCCGACAAGGCCAGGCGAAGAGGUGGAGGAGAGGCGGGAUUAAAUCCACGGGCACGGAAAGUAGGCCUACAGGAUGGAGAUGAGGAGGACAUGCCCACCUUGGACAGGACCAGGAAAAACUCCUCCUCCCUCCCACCUCCCUCACCCCUCUCCUCCAAUCAGAUGCCUCCGUCAUUGCAGCAUGACAGUUUCACGGGGAAGCAGCGGAGCAACGGGCAGGAGGCGCGCAACGGACGGACGCGAGGAGGGGCGGGAGGUGGGAGGGAGGGCGGGGAGAAGGAGAAUGCUAGUGGUCCUCUGACCAAUCACAGACACAGUGGGGGAGGAGGGGGUGGAGCUAAAGCCAGUGGGAGUCGUGGCAACAAGAUCCGUAGCAACAACAAGAUCCAGGCGGCGUCCAGAAACAACGUUUCCUCCUCAAGCGUCCGCACCUCUAACGGCGGAGGAGGGGGAGGCGGCUUGAUGAUGUCAGCGAUGGCAGCGUCUCCCUGCUCCCAGCCGUCCCGUCUCACUCCACGCUCUCAGAUGAUGAAGCGCAGCCCGCCGGCCGUGCCCUCGCCGCCGCGGCCGGUUCAGAUGGAGAGACACCUGGUGCGCCCCCCCCCCACCUGUCCAGAGCCCAGCUGUCUGCCGCUCGACUCAGGCUCCGCCCACAUCAUGACCCGAGACGUGUGGCUGCGAGUUUUCACCAACCUGAGCCAACGAGAGCUCUGCGUCUGCAUGAGGGUGUGUCGCACCUGGAGCCGCUGGUGUUGUGAUAAGAGGCUGUGGACACAGAUUGACCUGAGUCGUCAGCGCUCCAUCACCCCUCCCAUGCUCAGUGGUAUCAUCCGCCGACAGCCAGUGUCACUCAACCUGGGCUUUACCAACAUCUCCAAGAAACAGCUGAUGUGGCUCAUCAGCCGUCUGCAGGGUCUCCUGGAGCUGAAUGUCUCUGGUUGUCCGUGGACAGUGGUCUCUGCCCUCUGUCAGUCUGUCUGUCCGUGUCUCAGACUGCUGGACGUCAGCAGAGUGGAGGACCUCAAAGACUCUCACCUGAGAGAGCUGCUGGCUCCGCCCCCUGACACCAGGACAGCUCACGGUGAAACCAGAGUGGGGCGGUUCCAGAACGUGACUGAGCUGCGUUUGGCCGGUCUGGAUCUGACGGACGCGUCGGCUCGUCUGCUCGUCCGCUUCGUUCCUCACCUGAGCCGAUUAGACCUGAGUCAGUGUGGACUCAUCACUGACCACACCCUGCUCACCCUCUCCUCACCCACCUCCCCCCUGAGAGAGAGCCUCACCCACAUCAGCCUGGCAGGUUGUGUUAAAGUGACAGACCAGUGUGUGGCGCUGCUGCGUCGCUGCACGUGUCUGCAGACCGUGGACGUGCGCUGCUGCUCGCUCUUGUCCUCAGAAAGUGCUCAGCUGAUUUUCUUCUCCUCGUCCACCGUCGCUGUUUCGUCCUCUUGUCCUCCUGAAGACAGAACGCUGCUAAAGAACAGCUAAACUCCUCCUCCAUGUCAUGUGACAGUGUGAAAGCCCCGCCUCCCACCAUGUUACACUACAGUAUGUGAGGAGGAGGAGUCAGUUGUGUGUAAAUAUCUGUAGUUGACUGUAAAUGAUCCUUUGACCUUUGAACCCGAACACACUCUUGCCCUCCAGGCUUCCAUACCUGUGACCAAUCAUCACACCUGAAGCCCCGCCCCCACAGACAGUUUCACUCUGCUUUCAUUUUUUUUGCCAAGCGAGGCUAAACAUGCCUCUAGAGGGCGUGGCUUGUCUGUGGUUGUCAGGUGUGUUCUCAUGGGAAGGCCCCGCCCACACUGCUAAGCGCCACUGUUGCUAUGGUUACGCCUGUCAGUCAGGGCUUAAACCAGGAUAGUGAUGUGAUGUGGUUUUAUAUGUGAGGCCCCGCCCCCUGCAAUGCUGAUGCUUUAUCUCAAUACCUGCAGUCCGUCUGUGACCUUUAAACAUUCACUCCGCCCACAAGAAAGAAAGACAGACAGACAGACAGACAGUUUCAAACACAUGAUUAAUGUUUUUUUAGCUUCUAUUUCAUUUGUGCCUCAACUGUGUGUGUGUGUUUGUGUGUGUGUGUCUGUGUGUGUGUGUUAUUAUUGAAUAAGCUAACUUUAUUGGGUUGCGUUCACGUUCAUACAAAAGCUUGUUUCAAGUACAAAUGUUGUAACCACGGAAACACGAUCAAUGACACAACUGAAGCUAAAACUGCUGAUGUCACAGUUUUGUUUACAACAGAGGAGUGUGCCCUCUGGUGGUGAGGUCACAGUCUCACAGCUGUCCUCGUAUGUCAGUGGAUCAUAAUACAGGAGGAUCAAUAAGAUAAUUGAUCUGUAUCAGUAUUAAUAAAAUACUAUCACUACACAUGCAGACUGCAUCACAUGAUCCACACACACACAGUUUCCUGGUCUGGGCUUCAGGGGUCAAAGUGCUUAAUGUGAAACUUAAAACCAGGAAGUGUGUGUGAUAAACCACACCCAUGUAUUUGUGAUGUUGGGGGUGGGGCCAACAUGAAACCAAACUAAGUGUUUAUUCAUAGUGUUGAAACGAUUGGUCAGUGUCUGAAGUGAAACUGACCACCACAGCUGUCACUCAGUGUGGGUGGGCGGAGUCUGCAGACCUGUGGUCGAUGCGAUGACAUCACAUCGACGCCGCGGUGAUGUCAUGCUGUUGCCAUGUUUUCACUCCGCAUCCAUGUUGUGCCAUAAAAUGACCUCUGCUCGUGUCACUGUGGAAACGUUACAUUGUUUUUUUCUUUCUUUUUGUUUUUUUUUUACUGUGUCCUGUUAACAAUGUUCCAAACAUCACACGUGAGAGGAAAUGUGAUUGGCCGGCAGUGUCUGACUCCUGAAAGCUCUUAUCCAAUCAGAUGCCCUGACAUAUCUUAGUAAAGUGAUUGCACUGGAUCAUCGUCGUCGUUCUGAAGAGACUUUUGAACCAUUUCCUGUUUUGUUUUUUGUUUGUUGUGACUCUUCCUCGUCUCCAUGGAAACGAACAAGGAAGACUGAACAAAAAAUGAAAAGAGAAAAAAUCUCAAGGCAGCUACAACUGAGAGAGAAACUACUGUAAAUGAUCUAAUAAAGGAGCAAUGUUUGUUUCUA